GGAAAAUGGUGGCAGGCCAGGCUUAGGAGAGACAGAGGAAGGAGCCAGCAGCAUAUGGAUCAUUAGACUAAGCACCGAGAGAUGCGCUAUCUCAGGCUCUCUACUCCCACAGAGAGAAGACAGAAUACAUUAGCACACUGGACCUAGGGGUGUGAAACCGGUCUCGUAUUAGCGUCGCCCGCGAGAAUCCAUCUCCUGACAUUUUUUGUUCCAGCAAGACCACUACCAGAGUACGAAGACAUGGAGGCCUCCUGCGGACUCACGGAUGACAGAGCCUCUCCGCCGAGCUCACUGAACAUCAACCAUGGAGGAGGAGGAGGAGGAGGAGGAGGAGGAAGCUCCACCCACCGUAAGCGCCGGACGCUGAUCGCCCCGGAGAUGAACCUGUCACUGGACCACAGUGAGGGCUCCCUGCUGUCCGAUGACUUCCUGGAUACGCCCGACGACCUGGACAUCAACGUGGACGACAUCGACACGCCCGACGACAACGACUCGCUGGAGUUCAUCACCAACGGCAACGACCUAGAGUGGGAAGACGACACACCCGUGGCCUCAGCCAGGGCGGGGCCAGGGGACGGGUCAGGUGACGUGGAGGACGGAGGUGACGGCGCCGGCGCCAACGGGCGUCUGUGGAGGACGGUGAUCAUCGGGGAGCAGGAGCACCGCAUCGACAUGCAGGUCAUCAGGCCCUACCUGAGGGUCAUCACCCACGGCGGUUACUAUGGCGAGGGCCUGAACGCCAUCAUCGUGUUCUCUGCCUGCUACCUUCCGGACAGCAGCUGUUCAGACUACCACUACAUCAUGGAAAACCUCUUCCUCUACGUGGUGAGCAGCCUGGAGAUGCUGGUGGCGGAGGACUACCUGAUCAUCUACAUGAACGGCGCCACGCCGCGAGGGAAAAUGCCCGGCAUCGGCUGGCUCAAGAAGUGCUACCAGAUGAUUGACAGGCGGCUGAGAAAGAACCUGAAGGCUCUGGUCAUCGCUCAUCCCACCUGGUUUAUCAGGACAGUGCUCGCUAUCUCCAGACCCUUCAUCAGUGUGAAAUUCAUGAACAAGAUCCAGUAUGUCCACAGUCUGGAUGAGCUGGCAGAGAUUGUGCCCAUGGAACAUGUGCAGGUCCCUGAGUGUGUGAUGCAAUUUGAGGAAGAGAGGAUUAAAGCUCGAAAGGAAAGGAUGGAGCAGGAGCAGAGGCAGCAGGAACAGCCUCCGCAGCCAAACACACACGAACCAGCCAAGACAGAGAGGCCGAAGUCAAUGAUUGCAGAGCAGGGAUUGUAGAUGUGACGAAAGAACAAAGUGGCUGAGAGAAGCAUAAAGGCAACGUUGUCACAACAAGCAAGACGACGACGAGAAAGACCAAAUCUUUACUGUCAAAUAAAUAUCCAAAAAUAUCCAACCAAGAGAGAAACAUGCGUAUACCAUGCAGAGGGCCCUAUAUAUCCCCCAGCCAGCCUCCAUGUCUCCUCCACCCACACCCACACCCCCACCCGCUGUGGUACGUGUUGCUACGGAACACUACAACUUCCCAGGAAGGGUUAGUUCUACCUAGAACCCUGGUAAUCACCCUCUGGAACGUUCUGAAGACGUUCCACCACCGGGACAGUACCUCGGAUGUUUCGUACUGGCACUCCAUGUUACGACCCACAGAACGAGUACACACACACACACACACCUGUCCCUUGCACACAAACUCCCACAACUUGGCCCCACCAUUGGCAACUUCAUCUAAUUUGAAUAUGAUACCGUUUGUGAUAGGCUAUGUGGAUAAUGUGAGGAAAGUUAUGAAGGAAGAUACAAUUUGGAGUUGCUCCAACUGCGUGCUGUUUUUAUCAAGGCAAUAGGCCAACAACUCUCAAUGCCAUUGGCUUGCUGUGUUUCUAAAGCAAUGUUAGUAAACAUAGAUAACUCAGAGCUGGCUGGGGCUUAUACCGAAUUUUGGCAUCAACUAUCUAAUAAAACAUCCAGUAUUGGUCUGUUUGUUCAAUUUUCCUUCCAGACUACAUAAUGUUACCAGUUAUCUAUGCUUAAUGGUGUGUCAUUAAGAGGAAUCAUUUAAAAAAGCUUUCUAUGUUAGCUGCCUUCAUCCCAGCUUCAUUUUACUUUCAAAUCUGUCCUUGAUAAAAAUGUAUUCCAGAUCAAAAAUCGCUGGAACAGAGGUUUUUGUGAUCCUCGCGCAUGCAUUUAUUUGGGGGGUAGGGGGGAUGGGGGGGUUGUCAUUGGAACUCUGUGAUAAAUUGAUCAAGGGUUAAGGCAUUUCUGACCGAGAUUUUUGUUGUGGGGCGUUCCCAGUACAGUCAUAGCAUGUAGACACAUUAGCAUGAGUUCAAAUGCCCCAAUCCAAUUCUGGGAUCAAUUCGUCCCUGUUGAUGUUCGACUUCCUGUUCUGAUGCUUACCCACGUCCCUGACAGUAGCAGGCAGGACGUUUUUAUUUUUGUAAGAAUUACAUAAAUGUGCUGCCUAUGUAUUGUAAGUAUUGUUUGUACUCUUAAAUAUCAACUUGUCAAACGAUUGUCAUCUAAUGGUAAGCAUUGAAUCGAUGUAUGUUUGGGGACCAUGUCGUUCUCAUGAUAUGUAUAAAUCAAAUCCUUA
This is a messenger RNA of Osmerus eperlanus (European smelt), 2590 nucleotides long. It is a transcript of the gene atcaya, whose product is annotated as ATCAY kinesin light chain interacting caytaxin a. Lineage: Eukaryota; Metazoa; Chordata; Actinopteri; Osmeriformes; Osmeridae. The transcript has 12 exons. Gene Ontology annotation, cellular component: cytoplasm. The record is from RefSeq and is a predicted model, not a curated record. Gene Ontology annotation, biological process: apoptotic process. The coding region runs from base 241 to 1278 and encodes 345 amino acids.